This is a messenger RNA of Haliotis rubra (blacklip abalone), 1422 nucleotides long. Its product is annotated as ankyrin repeat domain-containing protein 50-like. The transcript has 2 exons. The record is from RefSeq and is a predicted model, not a curated record. NCBI's taxonomy places the organism in Eukaryota, Metazoa, Mollusca, Gastropoda, Lepetellida, Haliotidae. Bases 1 to 1422 code for a protein of 473 amino acids. Gene Ontology annotation, molecular function: protein binding.
AUGAGAGUAAACCAGGUGAAGUCCAUCACCAAGUUUGCCCAGAAGUCUUUGUCUUGUGAACUAAACAUCGCCUCUAAGGUCGGGGACCUCCUAGAGGUAAAACAGACCUUGUCCCAAGGACAUGCGGACAUUAACUGCCAGGAAUGGAUUGGUAGAACACCCGUGAUGUGGGCAGCUGGUGAAGGACAUAAAGAAGUGGUUGAGUUACUUGUGAGUAAAGGAGCCAACUUGUCAAUCACAGAUAGAUUCGGCAUCAACAUCCUUCACUCAGCCUGUCUUGCAGGAGAUGUAGAGGUAGUGAAGUAUGUCCUCUCACAGAACAUGUUGAACAUCAACGGUAGAGUACGGUGCGGGAGAACAGCUGUGAUGCUGGCAGCAGAGAACGGCUACAAAGAGGUUGUGGAGUUGCUUGUGGACAAAGACGCUGACGUGUCACUAAUGGAUGAAAGAGGUGACAACAUCCUUCACUGCGCCUGUAGGGGAGGAGAUGCGGGGGUUGUGGAGUACAUCCUCUCAAAGAAGAUUGUGGAUGUCGACAGAAGGGGAUCAAAGAAGAUGACACCAAUCAUGGUGGCACAGGAGUACAAACAUAGAGAAGUGGUGGAGUUACUCGUCAGUAAAAGACCUGAUGGGUCGCUAAGAUAUUACAAGCACAGAAACAUGCUUCAGUCUGCUUGCCGGGAAGGAAACAUGGAGGUGGUGAAGUUUAUCCUUUCACAGAAUACUGUGAACAUCAACAAUGGUUGGAGAGAAAAGAUUACACCAGUAAUGAUCGCAGCGAAAUUAGGACAUAAAGAUGUGGUAGAGUUACUCGUGAGUAAAGGAGCUGAUGUAUCACAAUUGGAUCAGGGAGGUUCCAGCAUCCUUCACUAUGCCUGCCGGGGUGGGAAUAUUGAGACAGUGAAGUAUGUCAUCUCACAGAAUAUGGUGAACAUCAACAGUAGAGGAUUUCAGAAGAUGAGCCCGUUAAUGAGGGCAGCGUUAAUGGGGCAUACAGACGUGGUAGAAUUACUCGAGAGUGAAGGAGCUGAUGUGUCACAAUUGGAUGGAGGAGGUGACAACAUCCUUCACUAUGCCUGCCAAGGUGGACAUACUGAGACAGUGAAGUAUGUCAUCUCACAGAAUAUGGUGAACAUCAACAGUAGAGGAUUUCAGAAGAUGAGCCCGUUAAUGAGGGCAGCAUUAAAGGGACACACAGACGUGGUAGAAUUACUCGAGAGUGAAGGAGCUGAUGUGUCACAAUUGGAUGGAGGAGGUGACAACAUCCUUCACUAUGCCUGCCAAGGUGGACAUAUUGAGACAGUGAAGUAUGUCAUCUCACAGAAUAUGGUGAACAUCAACAGUAGAGGAUUUCAGAAGAUGAGCCCGUUAAUGAGGGCAGCAUUAAUGGGACACACACGUGGUAGAAUUACUCGAGAGUGA